GGUUUGACUGGUGGAUCCACCUCAGCUCCGACGCACACCGAUGGGAGGGACUUCCGUAUUAAGAUUCACUGUGAUUGGAUGUUUGCACUAAGCUCAACUCUGUAUGGCUAAUUUUCGUUUUAUUCCCUUUGGCGCGACGAUGGCUAGUUUUCAUAUGCAACCUAAAAAUCCAGCGGGAAACGCUUCAUAACUGAGUCCAAUGCACUAUAAGAGGUGAGCAAAUUGUUUUAUUUUUUGUAUGCAGGGUUGUUCUUUUAAUUAUAAUUCACUUUUAAAUAUUACUUUAGCUGAUGAAGAAAAAUCAUUUUUAAGAAUGAAAAUGUUUUGUGUAAAUGUAGCAUGUUUUGUAUUAACUUAACUAAAUAUUCUUGUUCCUGUUGUGUUAGCCAUUUUUACAUUUUUCUUUGAAAAUUAUCAGCAUUUACAAGUUCGCUUGCAGGGAAGAGUAGUCAUAAAUAAUGAUAAUUAACAUAUUUAUUAAAAACCCAUUUAUCUUUCUUUUUUUGGUCAUUCUUAGUAAGUCAACAUAAUUAUAAAUUCAGGUUUUUAUUUAGCAAGUGUUACUUCCUGUUGAGCUGUGUAUUGUAAAAAGAAAAAAAAAACAACACAAAUAGAUUGCAGAGGCAAUACAGUUUGUAACUGUAUGUGCUGUGUUUUUUAAGUAAGUAAAAUAAACUGGAACUAGAAAUGUUUAUAUCUUGAUUUUUUUUUGUGUGUUGAAUUUUUUGGUCAAAUUAAUGGUUUUACAUUUUUCCUUGACUUUUCAAAGAAUGCUUCGAGAAUUAUACAAAGACUUGAUCUGUUGCUAUAUCAGUGACCUUUUUUUACCUAUGACAUUCCGAAGAUACCAGUAUUUCAAUGUAAUAAUAUAAUUAAAUAAAUCUAUAAUUUUUCCUACUAGAAUGCCUCUUGGGAUGAAGUUGUGCACUCAUACAGAGGGAAAACAAACUAAAAAGAAGACUCUGAGGCUGAUUAAAUGGCUGCAAAAGAAACACCUUCUAAAGAAGAAGCUGAGAUGCCCUGUUUGCCACCAUAAGAUGAAAAUGAUAUCUGUGGUGAAGAAAGACCAAUUUAUGUGGUGCUGCAAAAGAGCAAGUCAUAGAAAAGUCUCCAGAACAAUUAGAACUGGCUCCCUCUUUGAGAAAUCAAAAUCUUCUCUUUUCAGUUGGAUGAAGUUCAUCUACAGAUUUUCACAAGGGCUCAGGCUCAGGCAGAUAGAUAUGAUUGAUGAUGAUGUGGCUGGCAGCUCCAAAACAUUAAGUGCCAUGGCAAAGCGUAUUCGACAAGUCUGCAUCAGUGCAAUGGAAAGACACGGAGUAAAUAAAGGGCACUGUCUUGGUGGUCACAAAGAAUUUGUGGUUAUGGAUGAAAGCUGUCUCCGUCAUCAGCGAAAGUAUGCACGUGGACGCUUCGGAAAUGCUUGGAAAAGAAAGAAAUGGGUCUUUGGACUGAUGGGAGUGAAAGACAAAAGGCGAAGGCUCGUGUUAAAACUUGUAGAGAAACGAACGAGGCGUCACCUUGUUCCUCUGAUCAGACAGCAUGUUAAGUCGGGUAGUGCCAUUAUCAGUGAUGAGUGGAGAGCCUACAAGAAUGUCUUGACAAACAUGGGGUACAAACAUUACACAGUAAAUCACAGCAGGUGGUUUGUUGAUCCUCACUCGGGCAGUCAUACACAACAUAUUGAAAGAGCUUGGAUGACAAUUAAAGGACAUAUUCGCAGACUAAGAGGAAAUCGUACAGAGAUGUUGUUGGAGGAACAUCUUAAAGUUCUCGAAUGGUCAUCUCGGCUUGGUUCAAAACAUCCUGAUGGACCACUGGGACGCUUAUUCAAGGACAUAUGGAAAUCAUUCCCAGUUUAACCUGAAUCUCUUCUACAACAGUUUUUUUUAGGGAGGGGGUAUUUGGUGUGUUUGAUGAGUUUGGAUGUUAAAUGUGCUACACUUACAAUACAUGACCAUUUUUGACAGUAGUUAACAUAGUUUGUACAAAUAUUUUAAGCAUUUAGUGUAACUCUGAAGUUUAACAAAUUUAAACAUUUAAGACUAAUUUUUGGUAUUUAUA
Molecule: messenger RNA, 2061 nt
Organism: Nothobranchius furzeri (turquoise killifish)
Lineage: Eukaryota; Metazoa; Chordata; Actinopteri; Cyprinodontiformes; Nothobranchiidae
Source: RefSeq, a predicted model, not a curated record